Penaeus vannamei (Pacific white shrimp) is the source of this 2369-nucleotide messenger RNA. Lineage: Eukaryota; Metazoa; Arthropoda; Malacostraca; Decapoda; Penaeidae. The record is from RefSeq and is a predicted model, not a curated record.
CUUAUAUUCCGUCUCCAAACUGCAGCUCAGCAUUCCCUUGAGAACCACAUCUUGCAGAAAGAGGUUUCCAAAAUCAAGAGACCGGCAAAUGAAUGCUUUUCACUCGGGCAGUUCUAACAGCGAAAGACAACGACCAAGAUAAGGAAGCAAACGUCACAGCUUUAUCCACACGCGCAGACAAAGAUUAAUAUGAGAUUCCAAGCGUGGCCGGGUCUGAGCGCUGGCGUGGCUGCAGGCCUCGCCGUCCUCGUCACGGCAAACCUCCUCGGGGUCGCUCAAGACUUCUUGGGCCUUCCGUCGGCAACGGCGGAGGAGGCUUGUCCCGCUUCUAUGAUUGGAGUCAGCAUUCCUUUUGAAGCACAUCUUCCAGAAAGAGAUUGGAGGUCAGCAUUCCUUUUGAAGCACAUCUUCCAGAAAGAGCGCUCCCAUGUGGAGGAAGGGAAACCGGACUCGGAGGGACGAGUCAAGCCCUUCGGGGAGGACUACUUCGGCUCCGCGGGCGAGGAACUCCUCAGGGAGAUGAACGCGGAGAACAUCGAGGAGUAUCUCAAAUACCUGACGAGCCAAGGUCACAUGGCGGGAACGAAGCAGGAUUUGGAGCAGGCGGAACACCUGAGGAAGCUGUGGCUGGAACAAGGCCUGGACCAGGUGUUCCUGCAGCCCUAUCAUGUACAGCUGUCGCAUCCCGAUUUAGCGAAGCCCAAUAAGGUCUACCUAAUGAACGAGAAAGGAGAAGCCAAGUUCACCUCCGCCAUCUUUGAGGAACCGCUCGACGGCGUCGCCUACGAUGACUCCAUCCCGCCCGCCUUCCUCGCCUUCGCGCCCGCGGGGACGGUCGUCACGGACGAGCUGGUCUUCGUCAACUAUGGAAGGUACGAGGACUUCGUGGCGGUGGAGGGGAUGGGAAUCAAGGUCGCAGGUCGUGUGGUGAUCGCCAAGUUCGGAUCCAUCUUUAGGGGAGAUAAAAGUUUUGAACGGCCGAGAGGUUCAACGCUUCAGGCAUUUAUCCUGUAUACCGACCCGUCCGACUACCACCCUGAGUCCGAAAGCGGUGGCCUCGCUUACCCUCACUCGCUCUGGCUUCCUGGAUCCGGCAUUCAGCGAGGCAGCAUAGUCGUUCACGAUGGAGACCCGACCACUCCGAACUAUCCGGCCCUCGAAGGAGUAUAUCGCCUGCCAGAGGACAAGACCGACUCUCCCAAGAUACCCGCCCACACGCUCAGCUAUAAUGACGCUCGCAAACUACUUGUUAAUAUGGGCGGACCGGAAGUGCGGGAAGAGUGGAAGGGUCGACUUAAUAUAACUUACAGAAUGGGUCCAGAAUUAGCAAGGAAAGGGUGGACUUUGAAACUGGAGGUGAAUAACAAGAAGCACAUCGUCCCGACCUACAACGUGAUCGGGCUCAUCCGGGGGUCCGAGGAGCCCGACCGCUACGUCAUCCUCGGGAACCACAGAGACGCCUGGACCUUCGGGUCCUGUGAUCCCUCAUCGGCAACGGCUGUGCAGAUGGAGCUCACUCGAUCUCUGGGGCAGCUGGUAAAACAAGGAUGGCGACCUCGCCGGUCCAUUGUCUUCGGAUCCUGGGGCGCAGGCGAGUUCGGGUUCUUCGGCCCUUGGGAGUGGGUCGAGGAGUACCUUAAGGUGUUCGAAAUGCGAGCUGUGGCGCAUCUUAACGUCGAUUUGGCCAUUAUAUACACAUACAACAUUCAAAUUUCAGCUACACCGCUGCUGCACAAGAUCAUCAAAGAAGCGACGAAGAAGGCUCCUGCUCCCGACAAAUCCCUAGGUUAUGAGACCUUGUGGGAUCACUGGACCUCCCGACACAGAGCCGCUUCUCCUGAACUUCUGGAUUGGAAACUGGGCUCAAUCAGCGAACACGCGCCUUUCUAUCAGGGCAUUGGCGUGCCGACGUCGUAUAUGGUGUGGGAAAUUAACUUUAGCGAGGUGGACUGGUCCGAUUACCCGCUCUACCACACUACGUUCGAGGACUUCGAUGCUAUGAAGAAUAUUCUUGAUCCAGAAUUUCGUUAUCAUCUGUCUAUGGGUCAUCUUUGGGGACUGAUGGCCAUCGGUCUUGCUGAUGCAAGGAUUCUUCCCAUGGAUCCUGAAGAUGAGACCAUAAUGCUGAAAAAGAUGAUAGCGGAUUUGAAGAAUGAGUUCGGUCAGACUUUGAAGCAGAAGGGCAUCUCUCUCACUCCCGUUGAUACAACUAUUGAUCACUUCAACGAUGUUGCACGAGAUUUCAACCGUCGCCUUGCCACAUAUACUAAUGUUUCGCCCCUUUUGGCUCGUCAGCUGAACGACCAAUUGCUGAUGUUGGAGAAGUGCUACAUCGACGCUGCGGGAAGUCCUCUCAGGCCACACAUGAA